GCACCCGCCGGCGCCUGCGAUUGGCUGAGGCGGGGCCGGGCGGGAAGGCGGAAGUGGAGCGUUGGGAGGAGGCAUGGAGGUCUCUCCCCGGGACUACCAGAACGUGCCCAUCGACAUCCAGACCAGCAAGCUCCUGGACUGGCUGGUGGACAGGAGGCACUGCAACCUGAAAUGGCAGAGCCAGGUCCUCGCCAUCCGCCAGAAGAUCGAUGUGGCUAUCCGAGACAUGCCCGAGAACGAGGAGAUCAAGCAGCUGCUGGCGGGGGCCUACCUGCACUACUUCCACUGCCUGAGGAUUGUGGAGAUCCUCAAAGGCACUGAGGCUUCCACCAAGAACCUCUUUGGGCGCUACUCGUCCCAGCGCAUGAAGGACUGGCAGGAGAUCGUCUCCCUCUACGAGAAGGAGAACACGUACCUGGCCGAGCUCGCCAGCCUCCUGGUGCGCAGCAUCAGCUACGAGAUCCCUUCGCUUCGGAAGCAGAUCAGCCGCUGCCAGCAGGCCCAGCAGGACUUCACCCGCCGCGAGGAGGAAUGUCAGCUGGGAGCAGCCGAGCUGCGGGAGCGCUUCUUCACCUCCUGCAAGCAGUACGGCAUCACCGGUGACAACGUGCGCCAGGAGCUGUUGGCCUUGGUGAAGGACCUGCCCUCACUGCUGUCCGAGAUCGCGGCAGGAGCCGGCGCGCUCUCCGAGGCCAUCGAGCUGUACCAGGCCUGCGUGGAGUUCGUCUGCGAGAGUUCCGCAGAGCUGGUGGUGCCCCUGCUGCGGCACGUGGGGAAGAGAGGCAACACCACCGUCUACGAGUGGAGGACGGGGCUGCAGCCCCUGCGGGUGGAGCGGCCGGCGGCGGAGGAGGUACCGGAGCCACCGAAGGAGGACACGAUUGACUGGGGAGACUUCACGCUGGAGCCGACCAGCGCGGGUGACGGAGCCCAGGGCGAGGGCAUCGACUGGGGGAUCACGCUGGAGCCCGAUCCCCAGGUGCCUGGCGGCAUCAACUGGGGAGAUGGGGAAAGCGAGGAGGUGCAGAUCGCGGUGCUGGAGGCUGGCACCGAGGUGCCUGAGGGUGUUGCCUGCGGCUCUGAGGCUCUGACGCUCCUGGAAAACACCGAGACUCGGAACCAGUUCAUCGAUGAGCUCAUGGAGCUGGAGCUGUUCCUGUCCCAGCGCCUGGCGGAGAUGGAGGAGGAGGCCGACAUCGUGGCCGUGAGCCAGUUCCAGCUGGCGCCCGCCGCGCUGCAGGGCCAGAGCAGCGCCCGCCUGGGCUCCCUCCUGGGCAGCGCCCGCGCGCUGCUGGGCCAGCUCUGCACCCGCAGCAUGCAGCACCUCUUCAUGAUCCUCGCCUCCCCCAGGUACGUGGACCGCGUGAGCGAGCUGCUCCGGCAGAAGCUGAAGCAGGCGGAGCUGCUGCUGGCCAAGAAGGAGGCCAUGAGCCAGAAGCGCCUGGAGGCCCUGGCCGAGCAGGGGGCCUUGGAGCCCAAGCUCGACCGCCUGCUGGAGAAGACCAAGGAGCUCCAGAAGCUGAUCGAGGCCGACAUCUCCAAGCGCUACAGCGGGCGGCCGGUCAACCUGAUGGGGAUCUCGCUGUGACCCCCCGGAGAGGGCACGGUGGGUUCCUGCUCCCCAGGCCCCCCUGAUCCCAGCCCGGGGGUGUUUCGAAUGUGGCUGUGGCCCUGUUGAGGGGGGUAAAUGUUGCUGAAUAAAUGAAGCCCCUCUCUCUCUCUCCCACCCAUCACUUUG
Cuculus canorus (common cuckoo) is the source of this 1738-nucleotide messenger RNA. RefSeq names its product CDK5 regulatory subunit associated protein 3 (gene CDK5RAP3). Gene Ontology annotation, biological process: regulation of cyclin-dependent protein serine/threonine kinase activity; regulation of mitotic cell cycle. The record is from RefSeq and is a predicted model, not a curated record. The transcript has 14 exons. Gene Ontology annotation, cellular component: endomembrane system. The coding region runs from base 74 to 1588 and encodes 504 amino acids. NCBI's taxonomy places the organism in Eukaryota, Metazoa, Chordata, Aves, Cuculiformes, Cuculidae.